UGAAGGACAACGCAACAAGACAUGAAAGAAAAGCGCAACUCCAGUUGGAGCCACUGUAACGGUUGAACCGCUUCCUUCUCCCCUUCACUUCUUGCUUUAGACUCGCUACUUCUCUGUCUCUGUCUCUGUCUCUCUCUCUGUCUCUCUCUCUGUGCACUCUGAAAAUAUUAGCCAAAAUGAUAAGUACGCCACAUUCACUCUCAUUCACAUUUUCACCCAAGUCUUUAUGCUAUUUGCAUCUCUCUCUUGCUUCACUUAAUUUCAUGGUUCUAAGUUUGCCCAUUUGAGAAGACCACCACCUCAACAGAUGGCUUGCAUGAAGCUGGGAGCUAAGUCUGAAGCUUUUCAUCGGGAAGGCCAAACUUGGCUUUGCACAACUGGGCUUCCAAGCGAUGUUAUAAUUCAAGUUGGGGAAAUGUCUUUCCACCUCCACAAGUUUCCCUUGCUUUCUAAAAGUGGACUAUUAGAGAGGCUUAUUGAAGAGUGUUCUGGUGAGGAAGGAUCUGCUUGUUCCUUGCAACUUCAUGGCAUUCCCGGGGGCGCUAAAGCAUUUGAGCUUGUGACCAAAUUUUGCUAUGGUGUUAAAAUAGAACUGACUGCUUUGAAUGUAGUCAUCCUUAGAUGUGCAGCAGAAUACCUCCAAAUGAGUGAAGAUUAUGAACAAGGAAAUCUCAUUGCACAAGCAGAGGUUUUUCUUUCUGAAGUCUUCAGCAAUUGGAGAGACUCCAUAGUAGCUCUCGAAACAUGUGAAGAAGUUCAACGAUAUCCUGAAGAUCUCCACAUUGCUUCAAGAUGCAUUGAUUCCUUGGCCAUGAAAGCUUGUGCAGACCCAAAGUUAUUCAGUUGGCCUAUAGUAGGAGGAAAUGACGACAUGAAGAACCCAACAGCCACUGUCUUAUGGAAUGGAAUAGUUUCUGAUGACGCUAAGCCACAACCUCCCUCUGAUGAUUGGUGGUAUGAAGAUGCAUCCUUACUUAGCUUAUCUCUCUAUAAACGAUUGAUUCAAGCGGUUGAAUCGAAAGGAAUGAGGCCUGAGAGUAUUGCUGCUUCUCUCAUAUUCUAUGCUAGACAGUAUCUCCCCUUAAUGAAUAGGCAAUCGAGCUUUAACGACACAAAUUAUGUAAACUCAGGCACAACCAUUUCUAACAUUUCUGAGGCAGACCAGAGGGCUCUACUUGAAGAAAUUGUGGGGUUACUUCCUCAUCAGAAAGGAGUCACAUCCUCAAAGUUUCUGCUUAGGCUGCUACGAACUGCUAUGAUCUUACAUGCAAGUCCAUCAUGUAGAGAAAAUUUGGAGAAAAGGGUAGGUGCUCAGUUGGACCAAGCUGUGCUCGUAGAUCUUCUCAUACCAAAUAUGGGUUAUUCAGUGGAGACUCUUUAUGACAUAGACUGCAUUCAGAGGAUUCUUGAUCAUUUCAUCUCAAUAAACCAGGCUUCACUUGCAUCAACUUCCCCGUGCAUAAUUGAGGAGGGGCAAUUGAUGAGUGGCACUGAUCCACUGACACCUAUUACUACGGUAGCCAAUCUGGUGGAUGGAUAUCUUUCUGAGGUAGCGCCAGAUGUCAAUUUGAAGUUACCAAAAUUUCAGGCACUUGCUGCUGUCAUCCCUGAAUAUGCCAGGCCACUGGAUGAUGGCAUAUAUCAUGCAAUUGAUGUUUUCUUGAAGGCACAUCCUUGGCUUACAGAUUCUGAAAGGGAGCAACUCUGUCGACUCAUGAACUGCCAGAAGCUCUCACUGGAAGCUAGCACCCAUGCAGCUCAGAAUGAGAGGUUACCUCUUCGAGUAAUUGUUCAAGUCCUCUUCUUCGAACAGCUUCGACUCCGUACAUCGAUUUCUGGAUGGUUUUUUGUUGACAAUCUUGAGAACUCACAGAACCCCAGUGCAAACCUUGGCCUCCCUACCAAAAAUGAUGUCUCUGGUCAAGUGGAACCUGCCCAUGACCGGGCCGUAGGUGUUGAUCAUCAUGACAUGAGGGAACGUGUUUUAGAGCUUCAAAAGGAGUGUUCAAACAUGAAAAUGGAGCUGCAGAAGCUGGUGAAGACCAAGAGAAGUUGGAGCAUCCUUCCCAAAAGGCUAGGUUUUAGAAAAAAAUGGGAGCCUUGUAGUCCAAAAGAAUCAAAGCCCUCUGAUAGGAUGGCACCAGCACCAGCACCAUGUUGCAAUGGGCAACAAAAUCAUGAGAACAGCUAGUGAAGUGGCUCAUUCAACUUCAAAGCCUCAAAAUCUUUGUAUUUAGGUUAAAUUAAUUCUUGGAUUCACAGUUUCUAAUUCUUUUGCAUGUGUGUCAACUGGAUUAAGUGAUGUAUUGUCUAGAAGAUAGGCUUUAAUUCAAUUUAUUUACACCUUGA
Prunus dulcis (almond) is the source of this 2349-nucleotide messenger RNA. Its product is annotated as BTB/POZ domain-containing protein At5g03250. The coding region runs from base 308 to 2191 and encodes 627 amino acids. The transcript has 4 exons. NCBI's taxonomy places the organism in Eukaryota, Viridiplantae, Streptophyta, Magnoliopsida, Rosales, Rosaceae. Gene Ontology annotation, molecular function: protein binding. The record is from RefSeq and is a predicted model, not a curated record.